Phyllopteryx taeniolatus (common seadragon) is the source of this 2534-nucleotide messenger RNA. RefSeq names its product protein kinase, AMP-activated, beta 2 non-catalytic subunit (gene prkab2). Gene Ontology annotation, cellular component: cytoplasm; nucleus; nucleotide-activated protein kinase complex. The coding region runs from base 149 to 955 and encodes 268 amino acids. The transcript has 8 exons. The record is from RefSeq and is a predicted model, not a curated record. NCBI's taxonomy places the organism in Eukaryota, Metazoa, Chordata, Actinopteri, Syngnathiformes, Syngnathidae. Gene Ontology annotation, molecular function: protein kinase binding. Gene Ontology annotation, biological process: signal transduction.
AAACGGUCAGCCAGAUCAAGGAUGUUGUCUAGAUAAUACAUGUCUAUGGAUCUGAGGCGAAGGAGGAGGAGUGUCCUCGGUUGAAGACAGCACGUUGAUAAACACAGUUAAACACCAGCUGCUUGAGUGGUGUAAAUAGUGUGGCGUGAUGGGUAACACAAGUGACAGGGUGUCCGCGGACCGCCAUGGGGCCAAAGCCCACCGCUCAGACAGCGGCGGGGGUCACAAGGACCACGAGCCCAGCAGCAAGAUGGCGGACAGCACGGACGACCCCAACAUCUUCAGCACACGCGGGUUGGAGUCCAAGGUGUCGGGAGAGAAAGAAUUCCCCCCUGAUUUGGACGACCUGGUAAAAACUGUUCCUCAAGCUCGACCAACAGUUAUCCGGUGGGCUGGAGGAGGGAAGGAGGUCUACAUAGCUGGCUCGUUUAAUAACUGGAGCACCAAGAUACCGCUCAAUAAAAGCCACAAUGACUUUGUAGCAAUCCUGGACCUUCCUGAAGGCGAGCACCAGUACAAGUUUUUUGUGGAUGGCCAAUGGGUACACGAUCCCUCAGAGCCAGUGGUGACCAGCCAGCUAGGCACCAUCAACAACCUGAUCCAGGUGAAGAAAUCCGACUUUGAGGUGUUUGACGCCCUGCAGGUCGACUCUCUAGAGUGCUCCGACUCAUCGGAUCUGUCCAGCUCCCCUCCGGGCCCGUACGGGCAGAAUCAAUAUGUGUUCAAACCCGAGGGGCAUUUCAAAGCGCCACCCAUACUCCCCCCUCACCUUCUUCAGGUCAUACUCAACAAGGACACCAAUAUUUCAUGUGACCCCGCCCUGCUGCCUGAACCCAACCAUGUUAUGCUGAAUCAUCUCUAUGCGCUCUCUAUAAAGGACGGCGUCAUGGUGCUGAGCGCCACUCACCGCUACAAGAAGAAAUAUGUGACCUCGCUGCUCUACAAGCCCAUCUAAAGCCUCACAUCUGCUGCUACUAGUGCUUCGGGAUGAGAGCAGCGUGUCGCUUUUCCCGUAUGACGUUUAGCGCCAAAAUCUUGCACUUGAAACACGUUUACGGCUGAAAGGCCUUGGAGGUCACGAGGUCGCACCUCUUGUCUACAUGGAGGGCUAGCCAACACAGAAUGUAGCAAAGUGCAGCCGCUGUUAGAUGACGACCACAUUGUGGCUUUGACUCAAUCACUGUGUGCACACGUGAGUCCGUUUGUGUGUGUGUGUGUGUGUGUGUGUGUCUUGAGUGUUUUAGUGCACUUUGUGACCACUUGCAUGCUGGUGUGUUGAAAGACGUUUUCAAUUCAAAGGGCAUAUUGAGAGUGCUGCUGGACAUGGAAAGCCACUUGAGCAUUUAUUUAAUAUUCUUCAUAUCCAGUUUAAGGUCCACGUACUCAUACAAUUUUUGUCCGCACUAGUAGGACAAUUUCGGCAUUCUAGUAGGACAACUACAUGUUGCUAGUAAAGCAAAACUCCAAUACUUGCCAGUUUAGAGCUCCUAGUUCUACUAGUGACAUAGUUAACAUCUAACGUGUCAGUAAUGGUACUAGUGCUGUGCAGAUGUCAACUAGUGGACAGUUUCACCUUACUACUAACAAGUAGUUGUCCUAAUACUACUACUACUGUACUACUAGUGACAUUAUAAAAUCCUACUAGUGCUACCAGUGACAUGAAAUUCUACAAGUUGAAAUCUAGUGCUUCACUAGUAGUGCUAGUAGCACAUAGAUGUCUAGUACCCAGUUUUUCCUCACUAGUAACAUGUAGUCCUACUAGUUGCCAAUUGUGAGCUACUAGUACUACUGGUGACAUGAAAUUCUAAAAAAUAACAUCUAUAAAUUAAAAUCUAGUGCGUCACUAGUAGUACUAGUAGCACACAGAUUAACUAGUGCCCACUUUUGCCUCACUAGUAAUGUGUUCUUGGCGUACUAGUAUGCCAAAGUUGUCCUACUAGUGUGCAAAAAAUGUCAUAGUGGGAAAAAUGUUACUCGUAAGACACAGUUGGUGUACUAGUGAGGACAAAGAGCGUACUAGUACAAUCACGGACCCUAAAAUGGAUAUCAAAUCUAUCGUGUGCGCAUUCAGUGGAUGAAGAAUUGAAAGUAACUAGUAAGUUGGUAGUGCUGGAACUUCAAGUGCAAUUAAAAAGACUGAUGUUGUUUUGUUGUUUCUCACAGUGACACCAGUUCAACAUUUCUGAUUUGUGAAGUGUUCUUCUGUCCUGUUUGAUGAUGAAAUGCUGAAAUCAUGGUAACAUGUUUGUGUUUCACGGUUGCUCUUUGUGUGCUGAGGUGACCUUUAUCAUGAGCUUUUAUCAAUGCAGUGAUCUAUACGUGUGUUUACCUGUUGUGUGUUCAUUGUAUGUAUUCAACCAGGCUGUACUGUUACACGUGUAUUAAAUGACGACAAUAUACAAAUCAGACAGCAAAACUUGAUUUUGACAGCCAUUUUCCGAAUGGUUCAAAAUGCUUAGAGGCUCAAGUUUAUAAAGCCAUUUGCACAAAGUUGUACUUGUUUAAGAAUAAAUAAAAGAAUGUUUAUUACCUCC